This is a messenger RNA of Peromyscus leucopus (white-footed mouse), 2741 nucleotides long. Its product is annotated as fatty acid 2-hydroxylase-like. Lineage: Eukaryota; Metazoa; Chordata; Mammalia; Rodentia; Cricetidae. The transcript is spliced from 11 exons. Gene Ontology annotation, molecular function: iron ion binding; fatty acid 2-hydroxylase activity. Gene Ontology annotation, biological process: fatty acid metabolic process; lipid biosynthetic process. The coding region runs from base 1 to 1413 and encodes 470 amino acids. Gene Ontology annotation, cellular component: membrane; endoplasmic reticulum. The record is from RefSeq and is a predicted model, not a curated record.
AUGGCCCUCCUUCGGGGGUUCAGUGGCUUGUCAGUUGUCAAAUGUGACCCUCGAGGUACACAAAAGAUUGGCCAGAGUUUCCAGCUCUCUAAGCAGCUCGCCAGCUCUCAGGAGGCCGCUCCUGGGGAGUCCCCGAGGGCCUCCCGCCAGUCCCUCAGGGACACGUGUGUUGACGCUCCUGAGAUGGUGGCUCUCCGUGGAGAUAACACAGCUGUCCUAGGAGCUCUGCUAGGGGAGGAGAUGGGAGGUACAAAGAACAAGGGAGGAGCAAGUCCAGGGUCUCCCUUCGUGUACCCUAAGACCCUGGUUCUAAAAGUGUCAGCCUAUCACCCAGCGCCCCCAGAGGCUAGACACAGGCUUCCCCGAAAGCUUGUUCCCCAUAGGUGCCCUGUGCCCCCACCGCCAGCCCUCACUCUGGGCUUGGUCCGUGACUCAGAAGAACUCUCCGGAAAGAACCACCGGCUACUCUACCCUGGGAUGCGGCGAGCUCUCUCUGGCUUGGGGUGGCUGGGGCUCCGUUCUCUCCCUUCAUCCUCUAAGUGCUUUUGUGUCUUCUCUCUCCAGGACCCCGUGGAGAAUGGUGCUGUAGCCUCUGCGGAGACUCAGAAGAUAGACCCUGCUACUGAGCCACAGUUCAAAGUGGUGGACUGGGACAAGGACCUGGUGGACUGGCAGAAGCCUCUCCUGUGGCAGGUAGGCCACUUGGGAGAGAAGUAUGAUGAGUGGGUUCACCAGCCGGUGGCCAGGCCCAUUCGCCUCUUCCACUCUGACCUCAUUGAGGCUUUCUCCAAGACUGUCUGGUAUAGUGUCCCCAUCAUCUGGGUGCCCCUGGUGCUGUACCUCAGCUGGUCCUACUACCGAACCCUGAGCCAGGACAACACCCGGCUCUUCGCAUCGUUCACAACAGAUUACUCAGUGGCGGUACCCAAGUCCAUGUUCCCAGGCCUCUUUGUGUUGGGCAUGCUCUUCUGGACCCUCGUGGAGUAUGUCAUCCACCGUUUCCUGUUCCACAUGAAGCCCCCCAGCGACAGCCAUUACCUCAUCAUGCUGCACUUUGUCAUGCACGGCCAGCACCACAAGGCACCCUUUGAUGGCUCCCGCCUGGUCUUCCCCCCAGUGCCAGCCUCUCUAGUGAUUGCCUUCUUCUAUGUGUUCCUGAGGCUCAUCCUGCCGGAGGCCGUGGCAGGCAUCAUCUUUGCAGGGGGUCUCCUGGGCUACGUCCUCUAUGACAUGACCCAUUACUAUCUGCACUUUGGCUCACCACACAAGGGCUCCUACCUGUACAACAUGAAGGCCCACCAUGUCAAGCAUCACUUUGAAUACCAGAAAUCAGGGUUUGGCAUCAGCACUAAAUUGUGGGAUUACUUUUUCCACACCCUCAUACCAGAGGAAUCUCACCCGAAGAUGCAGUGACAGCCCCGAGACCCUCUGUUCUGCCCUCGGUCUAGUCCUGGCCCCUGCACCCUGCCCUACCCCCGCCUCCAUCCAAACCCUGCUGGGAUCAGCUUGGCCAGGCAGGAUGGGCUCUGUCUAGCCCUGGGGCUUGGUGGAGACCUUAAGGCAGGGCUUCCCUUCUGGCUUACUGUGUGAGGAUAGCAUCCUCUUGAUAGCCAAGUGGCCCUUGGGGACCGGCUCCUUCUCAGAGAAUUAUGACCUCCUCAUUGGCACCUCUGCCUAAGCUUCAGCCCUCAGUACUGAUUCCGGGUCCAGACAGUGACCCCAAGGGGCAUGAAGGAAACUGACCCCACCUGUGCCUUAGAACCCUGGGCUCCCUGGGAGCUUCCCCGUGCAGCAGAAGGGCCGCUGUGCCCACAGCAGAAGCAUGGUGUGCAGGCCUGUGGCCACAUCUUACCCUCCUGCUCCGUCUUGAGAGUUUGAUGGUUCAGAAGUGAAUGAAGGGCUAUCCCGAGAAGAGGCAGCGCAACGCCUCCCACAGGCCAUGCCCAGACCCCAGGACAGCCACCCUGGGCCCUGCCAACCCCAGAUACCAGCUGUACCACCAGCUGCCUCAGUGGAAGCAAGCCAACAUUUAUCUACCUGGGCAGAAAGCCUGAGGGUGGCCGGCAUCUGGUGCCAGGCUGACAGGAGCUCUGGCCCUUGUCUUUGGGAAUCCACAGCUGCUUUCUCCAUCUCCCCUCUGCCCCCAAACCACAAAACUGCUCCCCAGAGGAGGCUGGAGAGGUUUCUGCACUGGUGAGAGCCCCACCGUAGCCCUUGCCAUUCUUGGCCUCCACCUACGCAGGUGGCUGCCUGCCCCAACUCAGGACCCUCCCAGCAGUGACUCCUGAAGCCAGCACGGGCUUUCACGUGGUGCCUUAUUGCCUCCCCCACCCUGAGACCGUUCUUCCUCGUAACCAGAGCCCUCACUGCUCCUGAAGUCUUAUUUAUAAAUCACAUAAAUAUUCUUGAUCUGACCUCAAAUGAAGUAGCUGGUCAGAUGGCCCUUUCUAAUCCUAUGUGUUGAGCUUAUAUACAUAUAUAUAUACAUAUAUAUAUAAAAUCAUCUUGCCUUCCUUUUUGUUCUUUCUUACCCACAAGCCAUUACUACUUGAAACUUGUCAAAAACCCAGUGGGUGCAAAGACUAAAGAGAGGCAGUGUGACUGGUCCUGUGAUUUACGCUGUUUACGGUGAAGCUAUCUAGAGAUUUUGAGAUAAAUAUACAAAACUGUGGUUGUGAAAUAAAGAUGUAAAUAAAUUGUAUAUUUUGAAAAAUAAAACACUGAGAAGAAACCAACAAAGA